This is a messenger RNA of Nerophis lumbriciformis (worm pipefish), 1299 nucleotides long. NCBI's taxonomy places the organism in Eukaryota, Metazoa, Chordata, Actinopteri, Syngnathiformes, Syngnathidae. The record is from RefSeq and is a predicted model, not a curated record.
AUGCAGGGUGCGUGCGUGGCAAUCGUGUGCGCGCUCCUCCAAGGCGUCAUUUCGCAGCCGCCCAAAGAAAUGGACACUCAAACGGAAUGCACGGAUGGCUAUCAUUGGGACCCUCAGACAGAGCACUGCAAAGACAUAAAUGAGUGCGAGACCAUCCCCGACGCGUGCAAAGGGGAGAUGAAAUGCUUCAACCACUACGGCGGCUACCUGUGCCUCCCCCGCUCGGCCUCGGUCAUCCCGGCCCCGGAGCCCCCGGCGGCGCCCACCGAGGCCUUCAACCCUUGCCCCCUGGGCUACGAGCCUCAGGGAGACAGCUGCGCGGACGUGGACGAGUGCGAGCGAGACGAAGACGACUGCCAGCCCAGCCAGCGGUGCGUCAACACCUUGGGGGCCUUCGCCUGCCACUGCCCCGACGGCUACCGCAAAGUGGGCACCGAGUGCAUCGACAUCGACGAGUGCAGGUACCGCUACUGCCAGCACCGCUGCGUCAACGUUCCCGGUUCCUUCACGUGCCAGUGCGAGCCCGGGUUCCAGCUGGCGGGAAACAACCGAUCCUGCGUCGACGUGAACGAGUGCGAAAUGGGCGCUCCGUGCGCUCAGCGCUGCUACAACACGUACGGCACCUUCCUGUGUCGCUGCGACCACGGCUACGAGCUGGGAGCCGACGGAUUCGCUUGUAACGACGUGGACGAGUGCGGCUACUCCAGCUACUUGUGCCAGCACCGCUGCGUCAACCAGCCGGGAAAGUUCUCUUGCGUCUGCCCCCAAGGCUACCAGCUGCAAGGCACGCGACUCUGCCAGGACAUCAACGAAUGCGAGACGGGCGAGCAUCAGUGCACGUCGGCGCAGACGUGCGUCAACAUCCACGGAAGAUACCAGUGCGUGGACGCCGACCGAUGUCUGGAUCCCUACGUGCAGGUGUCGGAAAAUCGCUGCGUGUGUCCGGCGACGAAGGCGGCGUGCCGAGAUCUGCCCUUUUCCAUCGUGCACCGCUACAUGAGCAUCGCGUCGGAGCGCUCGGUGCCGUCCGACGUCUUCCAGAUCCAAGCCACCAGCGUCUCCCCCGGCGCCUACAACACCUUCCGCAUUCGCUCGGGCGACCCGCACGGAGACUUCUACAUCCGGCAAAUCAACAACAUCAGCGCCAUGCUGGUGCUGGCCCGCGCCGUGUCGGGGCCACGCGAGUACACGCUGGACCUGGAGAUGCUGUCCGUCAACCCGCUGCUCAGCUACCAGGGCACCUACCAGAGCAGCUCCGCCCUCAGACUCUCCAUCUACAUCGGACCCUACGCCUUCUAG